This is a messenger RNA of Chiloscyllium plagiosum (whitespotted bambooshark), 5028 nucleotides long. RefSeq names its product potassium voltage-gated channel subfamily KQT member 1. Gene Ontology annotation, cellular component: membrane; voltage-gated potassium channel complex. The record is from RefSeq and is a predicted model, not a curated record. NCBI's taxonomy places the organism in Eukaryota, Metazoa, Chordata, Chondrichthyes, Orectolobiformes, Hemiscylliidae. Gene Ontology annotation, biological process: potassium ion transmembrane transport. Gene Ontology annotation, molecular function: voltage-gated potassium channel activity.
GGACCGAGUGGGAGAGUGGGGAGGGGAGGGGUAACUGGAGUGAAGAUACCGGGGACCCUGUGUAGGCUGGUGGGUGGGUGGGUGUUGGACCUUAGUGACCGGGCAAAUGCAUUCUGAACGUUAUCUGUAUCACCAGAGACACCACAACAAAGCUCCGUCUGUCGAGGAGCUGUCAUUUGCAUAUCUCUGCUUCCAUAUGAACCUUUUGUCACAAUGUUUUGAAUUCCUCGUGCUUACGAUGUUCCGAUAACACCGGCAAGAAUUUUCCAAGUCGCCUCCCUUUUGGUUUUUGUUUCAGGUGAACGAGAAAGGGGGCAAGGCACACUCGGAGCGUAAAGUGGUUAGCGAGCACGCCCUCCGAGACUCUUGACAGAUCUCUUUUUAAAGGGACGGUGCUCUCCUCGCUCUGGUUCGCGCUAGGGAUUUUACUGCGGAACCUCCGGGCUACCUGGCGGACCUCCUAGUGUCCGGGCUCCGGUCCCCUUCCAGUGUGUCUUUUCUUCACCCCCCUCCUCCUUUUGACGGCUGUCUCCAGUUUCUCAAACCUCCCCGGGUACCAUUACAAUCGGAGACAUGAAAGAAAGCCACGAGGUUCCGCCGGGUCACCUGUGGUUCGUGUUGCUUUGAGACAGAGUAGAGGUCUUGUUAUUUUUUUUGGAGGGGAGGUGAAGGUUGAGGUGACUACUGGGGGUGUUGGUGAGGGGAAUUGAUCCGGCCCCCAUCGCCAGCACCCAGUCAGGCUGCGGUUGCUCUGUUGUGCUCGGUCUGAAGACCAGAAGCUCCAACACUGCCUGCUUGCGUUUCCCUCCGCACACCCAUGUCCUCGGAAGUCAAGUCGCGAUGGAGUGGCUCUGGUUCCCUGAAGAGCGGUUCGGCCCGCAUAUCGACCAUGCUGGAGAUGUCUGAGAACGCGGCCAGCGCGCAGUACGAGCCGGUCCCGCUGCCCUUGCAGAGAAGCAACAGUCCCGAGGGGAGUACCCACAAUAACCCGCCGAUCCAAGCCGCCGACAGCCAGCCGGAGGUGAUCAUUAACCCUGACCUUCCCCCGAAAGCUCUGUCCUUGCCUGCACACAUGUCCUCUUACAGCGGCCGCAAACCCCUCUUUUCCAAAGUCAACAUUCAGGGGAGAACUUACAACUUCUUAGAACGUCCAACCGGCUGGAAAUGUUUUAUCUACCACUUCACAGUAUUUCUUAUCGUUCUGGUUUGUCUCAUCUUCAGCGUCAUGUCGACAAUUGAGCAGUACCAUUACUUUGCCAAUAGAGCUCUUGUUUGGAUGGAGAUUGUAUUAGUGGUAUUUUUUGGAACGGAAUACAUCGUCCGACUGUGGUCAGCAGGCUGUCGCAGCAAAUACGUUGGAUUUUGGGGAAGGCUGCGCUUUGCCAGGAAACCAAUCUCAAUCAUCGAUCUCAUAGUAGUGGUGGCUUCAGUUAUAGUCCUCUGUGUGGGAUCAAAUGGACAAGUCUUUGCAACAUCAGCCAUCAGGGGCAUUCGUUUCCUGCAAAUCCUUCGAAUGCUACAUGUCGAUCGACAGGGAGGCACCUGGAGACUUUUGGGAUCGGUUGUCUUUAUCCAUCGACAGGAGCUGAUUACAACUCUUUACAUCGGGUUCCUGGGCCUGAUCUUUUCUUCCUACUUUGUGUAUCUGGCUGAAAAAGAUGCUGUGGAUGACAGUGGCUCCCAACAGUUUGGUAGCUAUGCAGACGCCCUAUGGUGGGGUGUGGUGACAGUCACAACAAUCGGAUAUGGAGACAAGGUUCCCCAGACCUGGAUCGGCAGGACAAUUGCUUCAUGUUUCUCCGUCUUUGCAAUUUCAUUUUUUGCACUUCCAGCUGGGAUUUUGGGUUCAGGGUUUGCUCUAAAGGUUCAACAGAAACAACGCCAGAAGCAUUUUAAUCGUCAGAUUCCAGCAGCUGCUUCUCUCAUUCAGACAUCAUGGAGAUGCCAUGCAGCAGAAAACUAUGAAUCUGCAACUUGGAAAAUGUAUGUCCGACAGCCAGUCAAAGCUUAUGCUGCAUCUCCAAGUCCAAAGACAAAGAAGUUACCGGGCAAGAAAAAGAAGCCCAAAAUUGAUAAAGAUAAUGGACUGAACUCUGAGAAGGCACUAAAUGUGCCUAACAUCACAUAUGACCAUGUCGCUGACAAGGAUGACCGAAAAUCUGAAAACUCAAACAUCGAUGGAUGUGAUUCAUCAGGAAAAGCAAGGAUGUUGAAAACAACUGUUCGCCAGCAUUCUUGGGCUUCCUUUACUCCAACCUAUUCCUUCAGCUUUCCUUCUCCUCAAGUGAAGAAAUCCCUGGGAAUGCUUGAUGUGAACAGUGGAACCUUGUCGAGAGCAAACAGCUAUGCAGAUGAUCUUGACCUUAUCGAGGGAGAGCCAGUACUGGCUCCCAUCACACACGUUUCUCAGUUGAGGGAGUCCCACAGGGUUACCAUCAAGGUAAUUCGCAGGAUGCAGUAUUUCGUAGCAAAGAAGAAAUUUCAGCAAGCCAGGAAGCCUUACGAUGUUAGAGAUGUGAUCGAGCAGUAUUCUCAGGGUCAUCUCAACUUGAUGGUGCGAAUCAAGGAAUUGCAAAGAAGACUAGACCAGUCCUUAGGAAAACCAACCAUGUUCCUCUCUGUCUCAGAAAAAAGCCAGGACAGGGGAAAGAACACAAUCGGGGCAAGACUUAAUAGAGUAGAGGAGAAGGUCGUGGACAUGGAUCAGAAGUUAAAUACCAUUACGGGUAUGUUGCAGCUUUUGGUUGCCAACCAGCAAGAACAGUCCCGCCCUCAGGCUGACCCUCAGGCAGAGAGAUCCACGAUACAAGCUGUUGCAUCAACUCACAUUUCCUUGCCCAGCUACGAGCAGUUGACCGUGCAUAGGAAAGACCAAGACAACGUGGCCUGAUCUCUGAUCCUCUACUUUCUGAAAUUUAGUAGCGUUGAAGAGAUUGGAAGAGACCUGUUCAAUAUUGUAAGAUAGCCCUCAAGGUCGCACGCACAACUGGCACAAACCACAGGAAGGGCUGAACAUUUACUGAAGAAGUCUGUGAAACUUGAAAGCACCCACCAUUAGACUGUGUAUGUUUUCACAGCCCAGGCAUCCCUUCCCAUUCCGGUUUGCGGAUCUCACCAGUUUUGCAAAGGAAGAGUACGUCAUACCACUCUGCCAAGCUUCAGAAAUCUCCUGACUACAUUUCAACUCUCCUUUGGCUGUUUUCGUUCAGGCAAAUGUGACGAUUGUGCUUGGACUGCCUGAAAGAUAAGAGGAAAAGACCAACUAGCACACAGCGUUAACACAAAUUGUAAUCCUUUUUAGAGUAGACAUGAUGUUUUAAAUUGCAAAAAUCACUAUGGUGUAUGAUUGAGAAGCAUUUGAAGCUCAAAGUCAGUGUAUUGCACGCACUCUUCUCCCACCUUCUCAGUGGCAGCCUAAGAUGUAUUUAACUAUAAACAAAGAGACCCCUCCAGUCUCUCUUUCACAUCUGAUCUGGGCAGCAUACUAAGCAUAAGGGUGACAUCCAGGAAAAAUCAAUCUGGGGUCAGUUGCCCACGGCACAAUGGGUCAGUGUCCACCAACUAGUUCCCAAAGUCUUUUAUCCCAGUUUGUUCCAGGAUUAGUAUUUUCUUCAGGACUGGAAUGUGCAUACUUCCUCAUUAGCUGAAGUCCUCCACACUUGGGUUCACUCAAAUUACUACACUUGGGUUUUCCUUCCCCAUUUUAUUUUUGAAUGCCUUCAGGCGAGUGGGGCUGAUACAGCCUCAGCUACACUUCUCCUUUUAACUGGAACAAUGGGGAUGGCCAUGACUUCCCCUGUCACUGUCAGUAUGACUUGGUGAUUGACAAGUGAGCUCGGGGCAGCCACUGACUUGUUUGUUUUACCCUAACUUCCCCUUUCCAAUGAUUCUCAGAAGUUGGCAGGCCAACAUACUACUGCAAACAAUGUUUGACUUCCCUCUACAAAUGAAGCAAAGUGUGGCUAGGGGUUUAACUGACGUCCCUUUGCAGGAUUUAAAAGAAAAUUGCUUGGGAAAUUUUGACUGUGGCAAUAGUGUGAAGCCGCAAGAGUGUAGGAUUUUACAUCCCAAUUUUUUACGGAGCUCUUGGGAGAACAACUGGGAAUGAUUCAUUGGUUUAUCAGCUGAUUAAAUUUCCCCAGUCCCUCCCAACUUUCAGUCAACAUUCCUUUCCACAACUAGCGCGUGCGGUUUUAAUGUGCGUCAGUCAUUAGGCAAUUCGAUGGAAUGGAGGCAAGGACCAGAAGAAACAUUCAGCUGAGCUUCAAACCUCAGGGAUCGAUUUCACCUUCUUCACUUUAAGUGAAAAGCAGGCAGAAGCAUUCUCCAUAAUCUCUGCCAGCUCACUGCCAGGGGAGGGGAUGUGAGAAAGUUCCAACAUAGAUGGAGUUGGCAAUUUCGACACACCAAUCCAGUCAACGUGUUGAAAUUUCAAAUCACCUUCCCGGUUUACUGGCUGUCCAAAUGAGUGACUUGUAUCGCUGACCAACAUCUGAGCUAAGGCAAAGGCCCACAGAUUUAUUCAUCAAAAGGCAAUCACUAAUCUGUCGGGUGCUGACCCCAGUCAUUCCAGUCAGGAUCUCAAGUGGUGGGGGCAAUGGGAGGAGGAGAGGCGUGAGAUGUGAAAUGGAAGUGACCUGCUAUAAAUCCUAAACUUGAAAUAAAUAAAAACAGAAAAUGCUAGAAAUACUCAGCAAAGCUGGCACCAUCGGUAGAGAGAGAGAGAGACACAAAGUUUUUCUGCCAGCAAAACAAUGACUCUCUGUCCCUUUUGUGUCCGUGGCAAGAAAGAUUGAGCAGGAUGUGUAAUGGAUGACCACUUUGCUGCUCCCCAUUUUGUGCCUCCUUCCCCACUGAAGUUUAUCCUAAUGGUCAUAUGGUAUUGGAUCAGACAACGCAGGAAGAUAUAAAACUUGGUCAGUAAAAACACAAAAGCACUCCAAAUGCUGUAAAAAAAUAGAAUUUGCUGGAAAAGCUCAGCAGGUCUGGCAGCAUCAGUUCCGAGGAAGGGUCAUUCGCCCUAAAGCU